Molecule: messenger RNA, 1158 nt
Organism: Trichosporon asahii var. asahii CBS 2479
Lineage: Eukaryota; Fungi; Basidiomycota; Tremellomycetes; Trichosporonales; Trichosporonaceae
Product: calcium:hydrogen antiporter
Exons: 6
Coding region: 1-1158 (385 amino acids)
Biological process (GO): calcium ion transmembrane transport; intracellular calcium ion homeostasis
Cellular component (GO): fungal-type vacuole membrane
Molecular function (GO): calcium:proton antiporter activity
Source: RefSeq, a predicted model, not a curated record
AUGCCUCCUCAUGAAAGCUCCCCCCUGCUGGGUGCCAACGGAGCACCCAGUGUGGAGCGGAUGCGUUUUAUUCACUCGACCAAGUAUCUCCUUCUCGGAUCGUGGAUGAACGCCCUCCUCAUCGCCGUGCCCCUCAGUCUCUACUCGGAGCACGCUGACUGGCCCGCAUCCUACCGUUUCAUUACCUCGUUCCUUGCGAUCAUUCCCUUGGCCAAGCUCCUCGGCGAUGCCACUGAACAGCUCUCGAUGAAGAUGGGCCAGACUCUCGGUGGUCUCCUCAACGCAUCCUUCGGAAACGCCGUGGAGCUCAUCGUUGCCAUCGUCGCCCUGACCCAGAACCAGUUACGCCUGGUGCAGACCUCUCUUCUGGGCAGCGUUCUCUCCAAUCUUCUUCUGGUCCUCGGAAUGAGCUUCUUUGCCUCGGGAUUCUACUUCCACGAGUCGACCUUCCAGGUCACAGCGGCACAGACCAAUCACCUUUCGAACAAGACCGGCGGUUGGUUCGAGGGAGCUGGUAAAUCGACUCCAUCUGACGACCCCUCUCUUCCCGGCCUGCUCACGCUUUCCCGCGGAACCGCCGUUCUGCUCCUCCUUACUUACCUCGCUUACCUUGUCUUCCAGCUCCGCACUCACGCCAAUCUCUUUGAGGCCGAGGAGGACGAGGAGGAGACCCCGACCAUGGACAAGUGGAGCUCGGCCAUCUGGUUGUGCAUCGUUACUGUUGUCACCGCUUUCUCCGCCGAUGUUUUGGUUCAUCGGUCUCAUCCUUCUCCCUCUUGUGAGCAGCUUGUGCGGUGCGUCAUUGACGUCCAGGUUGGCAACGCGGCCGAGCACGUCACCUCCGUGUGGAUGGCCUGCAAGGGUAAGAUGGAGCUCACUAUCGGCGUUGCGGUCGGAUCGAGUAUCCAGAUCGCAGCCGGUAUGAUCCCUCUUCUGGUCAUCAUUGCCUGGCCCAUGAACAAGGACCUUACGCUUGACUUCACCACGUUCGAGACCAUUGUCCUGUUUGUGUCGGUCAUGCUCGUCAACCUACUGCUCCAGGACGGUGCGUACUUCCGUUUCAGAUUAUUCAACCUUGCUGACCGUGUCUUUCCUCCCCUUUCGUCCUCAUCUUACACGUCCAGGCCGCACGAAUUACCUCGAAGGUGUUUUCCGUGA